This is a messenger RNA of Macaca mulatta (Rhesus monkey), 1135 nucleotides long. The record is from RefSeq and is a predicted model, not a curated record. Lineage: Eukaryota; Metazoa; Chordata; Mammalia; Primates; Cercopithecidae.
AUGGAAGGCGGUUACAGAGGCGAGAAUCCUGACAUUCUCCCCCCCCCCAAGGGGCGCACCACCACUAGCAGCGGGCGAAACCAUCACCCGCAGCCUUGCCCGCCUAUUCCUGUUACCCACCCCACCCCCGCUGUCGACGAUGGUCUCGCCCCGGGUCAAACCACUCCUCCGGUUCCGGGCGGGGGACGCCGGGGCCCGGGCGCAGCCAUCCUGGAGCUGAGCUUUCGGUCCGGGCGCCCUGCCCGUGCCCGGCAGCCGCUCCAGAAACCGAGCCCUCCCGGGUCCGCCCUCACCUGUCACGCCGCUACAGCCACCGCCGCCUCCAUCUUGGGCCUGUCUUCUUGUUUCCUCACAGAGUCCGCCUUCGCCGUCUCUCGGACUCUCGUUAUUGGCUCUGCGGUACUCAUCCUUCCACUCUUAUUGGAUCAAGGUCACGUCUGUCAAGGCAAGACCAACGGAAUCCGCCGACCUCGCCGGCCCCUGCUGCGGCCUGGAGAGCGCCAUCUCUGGGACCCCAUCCCACCGCCGCCCUCUCAGCGGUUCAUUUCCGGGGAGAUGACCAUGCGUGCACAUUUCUCUGAGGCCGGGAACACAGGUUUGACUCAGGGCCCUCAACCACCAGCUCCUCUCUGCCAACCCAGGGAGCCUCGAUUCGCUCCAGGUCCCCCAACAGGCAGCGAGAUCUGCCAAUGGCAGUGCAGUGGAAGGCGGGCCUUGGGAUACCCCAGGCAUUGAUAGGCUCUACUUCACCACGGAGCCACUGACAGACCAAUAGCUAUGAACAGGGGGUGGCCAAUGGGAGGUGUGUGGGCCUGAGACCGGCUACAAACCAGGAACUUAAUGUUGCUUUUAAAUUAGUGAUGAGGCAACAGUAAUUGUUCUAUCGAAAUCCUUAAUAAAAGUAGAAUGUGGAAGUUUCCACUUCUGUACAUUCCUGGAAGGGAUUUUUAAUAUACAACCCUGGAGGGGAGAGGUGUAGGAAAUUUACAACUAAGUGAAUUUAACCAUGACUUUUUAACUGUUCUUAUUAAAAAGUCUUUCUUAGCAAAAUUCAUUGAGUAGUAAUUUCAAUGUGCUAUCCCUAUGAAAAACACACCAUUUAACCGACAGAGUUCUUUUUUUGGAGAGACUCCGU